CGGGCCGGACCGGACAGCGGAAGUACAUGUAGGCAAAGUACAGGCGGAUUCGCUCUGCAUGCAGCGCAUUCGCAGGGCGUGAGACAGGAUUUUGCUGCAUGUAAGGCGUGGAUGAAUCACGUACGAGGCCGUAGAUGGACAAUGUAUGAUUAUAAAGGAGUGGAGCGCACGUCUGCGUAGAACAAAAUGAAAAGUGAGGAGACACCAGAGAGCCAUGUGAAGGUGAUGGGGGUGGAACUUGCACCCCUCCGCAUCCCGUUUCACAGACGGCUAGAAACUCUGGCUGUCUUGCAGUGGGAACUGACAUUCCUUCUCUUCGGAGUUGUUGUCAUCGUGACGUCCAUUUAUCUCCUCUUCACUAAGUACUACCCUGUGGUUAUUCUUGCAUAUCUCUGGGUAUACUAUGAUCGCAAGACGCCUCGUAGAGGGGGGCGCCGAUAUGAAUGGAUCCGUCACUGGAGGGUGUGGGUUCAUAUGAGGAAUUUCUUCCCAAUUCAUCUGAUCAAGACAGCAGAUCUGGAUCCUGGAAAGAACCACCUGCUUGGCUUCCAUCCUCACGGCAUCAUGAGCAUGGGAGCGUUUGUCAACUUUGGCACAGAGGCUAAUGGGUUUGCCAAGAAGUUUCCGGGGAUUAAGCCAUUUUUGUUGACCUUGAGUGGAUGGUUUAGGUUACCCUUGGCAAGGGAUUACAUCAUGAUGGGAGGAGGAUGUGAUGUAAGCAGGGAGAGUCUUGAUUGGUUGCUAGGGCAAUCUGGCCCUGGUAAUGCUGUCGUCAUUGUAGUGGGCGGAGCCACUGAGUCUUUGGAAGCUCAACCUCAUAGACAUUUGGUUUACCUGAACAAGAGGAAAGGCUUUGUUCGCAAGGCCCUUAUACAUGGGGCUAGCCUGGUGCCAGUGUACUCCUUUGGGGAAACAGAUGUCUACGAGCAGGUUCCCAACCCGGAAGGUUCAUUUCUGAGAAAACUACAGACUUUUCUGACCAAAGCUCUUGGAGUUGCGCCCCCAGUCUUCCACGGUCGAGGGAUCUUCAACUACACCAUGGGUCUGUUGCCUUACCGGAAACCUAUAUAUACCGUAGUGGGUAAGCCGAUUCCCUUGGACAAGAAUCCCAACCCAACACAGGAAGAGAUUGACAAAGUACACGCUGAAUACAUUGAAUCAUUGGUGGCACUGUUUGAUGAGCAUAAAACCAAGUAUGGCAUUGAGGAAGAGGAGACCUUGAAAGUGAUUUAGAGAAUGAGACCAACCAACAGCCUGGGACAUCCUGAGUUUGACCCAUUGACACCAUCAAGUUAGCCUGUGUCUAAAAGCUAUUUUUGUGCCUCUCACAGGGCUAUGCCUAUGAGACCCAUUGGCUAGCAGCUACACAGACUUCUCAUAGAUUUGUGUUCUUCUGUCAGCCAUAGCCAGUUUAUGUGGACAUGACAGAUUUCUUGUAUUAAUUUAAGCCUUUCUUCAUAACAAUUCGUUCAGCCUACUGAAUUGGCUUUGCUAUUGACCCAGUGUCAUAUUUUUUCAGUGGCAAAAAAACUUGGCACUACGCCGUGAAGUUGGAUUAAAGUCAGCAUGGUUGCAUUUUGAUGUCAGACUGAAGUCAGACCACUAGAAUAGUGACAUCAUUUAAGUAGUACCCUUGACUACAUCGUGCUGUGUUUUGAUAUGCCAAAGACAUUAAGAAUGGAUAAUGAAAUGCAGUCAGAAUUGAAAUGUGUAUAUAUUUUUCAAAGUUUGAAGUGUGAAAUCACAUAGUUACUGAUUUAAGCAACAUAAAAUCUCAAGAUCUAUAUCAUGAUGCAUGAAUUGAUUUAAGAUAAUUGUGGAAGUGUAUAUUGGUUCACUGAAAUAUGCUAGAUUGUUUAUAUGAAUUUAUCUUUAAUGUGGUUGGAAACCAGAAUAGAAAUCGUCUGAGCUGAGGAAGAUGCAUAAUUUGCUAAAUAUAUGUUAACUGUUGUAUUUUCUCAUACAUAUCCUCAUUGUUGAGACAAGUUUAUGUUUAUUUCAGAUAUCACUAAACAUGCUGUUAUAUUUACAACUGUCCUCUAAUGAAUAAACAACCUGUUGUUUGAAAAUGCCAGUUUCAAAUUUAAUUUGAUAAAAUGCAUGAGACAUGUACUUGAUACUGCUAAUGCAGUCUGAUUUCUAUUUAUUUUCUGACAUCGAUGCACUUUUUACAAGCGUCGUGAUCGACUUUUUUUCUAGGGUAGGCUGAAAUAUACAGGCCAAAUGUGCUCUGCAGUUAUUUGAAAUUAUUGUAUUGUACCUUGAUCUUCCCACAUAUGUACUUAAAUUUCCCUUUACUAUCUCAAAACUAUCAGCACAUUGUGAAGUAAGUCAAUGCAGUAUCUGAUUUUCUUUUUAGUUUGAACUUAAAUAUGCUGGAUUAUAUUUUCUGCUAUACUUUCAGUAGGUUCACUAACAUCCAGGUUUAAGAAGUGACUUUUCUCGGCAGUAAUUUGACACGUUGUCAUGUAUUGUUUGUGGUGUACAUGUAUGCUUUGUAGAGAGUGUUCUAGUGCAACCAGCGUAGGUUCAGGUCUUCAGGGUAUACUUGUUUAUAGUGUAGGCUUAUCAGUAAAGAUUAUUUUAGUGCCGUCAAUACAAGUUCAGAGUAUAAAAGUUGUCUCUAUUUCGUCGUACCGCCAUUAUUUCAGGUUAUGGGUGAUUAUCCACAUUGGUUGAUGUACACCGCUAGCUUGCCAGUUAAUAUUGUCGAAAAAAUGAUGCAGCUUGAUUUAACGUUCGUAGAGUGUUGAUUGUGCUAAAAAUUGAGGACGGAGUAAAUCAAAGCCAGAAAGAGAAGUAUAA
Acanthaster planci (crown-of-thorns starfish) is the source of this 2805-nucleotide messenger RNA. Its product is annotated as 2-acylglycerol O-acyltransferase 2-A-like. Lineage: Eukaryota; Metazoa; Echinodermata; Asteroidea; Valvatida; Acanthasteridae. Gene Ontology annotation, molecular function: diacylglycerol O-acyltransferase activity. Gene Ontology annotation, cellular component: endoplasmic reticulum membrane. The record is from RefSeq and is a predicted model, not a curated record. Gene Ontology annotation, biological process: triglyceride biosynthetic process.